AAAACCUUACCGAGAAAUUGUACCUAUGAUUUUUAUAUAUAUAAAAAAAGAUGGAAAACUUAAUUGCCGUUUCUUUUGGACACGUUUCAUAAAGAAAAGAAAAGAAGAAAAACUCCCAUUUAUAAGUGCACAAUACACAAAGUGGUGACACAUUUUGUCAGAAAAUUUUGUUGAUUGUACUUUCUCUUAACUCCGAUAUUUUCCCAAUUUUCAAGUUAAUUUACAACCCCCAGACGCCAGAAUAUAAUUUAUUUUGUGGACAUAUAAAGUUGGUUAUGGGAAAGAGAAAGAGAGGUGCUGACCUCAACAAGACUCCUCCUCCUUCAGACUUGAUGCCGCCCUCACCCAGAAUGGAUGCAUUGUCAAAACAGAAGUUCUCUCAUCAAGUCGACAGCGGUGGAAUAAAGUCUUUUUUAGCCAUUGCGGGGGAUAUUAUGGAUGGUCCUGUGAAGGUAACACAAGGCCAACAAUCAUCUAUUGUUCACCGUCGAAAUAUUGACCUUCUAAAGUCUCUGAGGCAUCCGCGUCACUAUGGCCGCCAUUAUUCUCGACGGAGAUCUGCUAGUAAUGCUGAGGCAUCAGGUUCCCACGCUGGUUAUACCCCUUCUUAUGAUGAUAAGUUGUCCUUAAAGAUGGCAAGCAAAUGCCAUACAGAUUCUGGACAUACCACAGAAAAUAGGCAAAAAACAGUUCACAAUACAGAAGGUGUUCCGUCUAGUUCACCGGCAACAAGGGUGAUAUCAUCCGAUGCUGGGAAACUCUUUUGUGUAUUAUGCAAGAAUUUUUUGAAGAAGGAACCAUACAUUGUCCUUGAAAACAGUUUGCCUAUAGGUGAGACGUCUGUGGUGGCAGUCUUAGCUUGUGGUCAUCUUUACCACGCUGAUUGUUUGGAACAGAGAACGAACCGUGAAGAUAGACAGGAUCCACCGUGUCCAAUAUGUCUUGGCUUUGUAUCUCACGUCGAUGCAUCAGUAGAACAGGAUUGAGUUGUAGGUCAGCUUUAGUGCCUGGAUACUGAUGAUCUUUUUGGAGAUUUAGAUGUAAUUUAGAAGGAAAUGUAGCUGGUUGAGGGGUUAAAAAUCCUCAAGAUAGAUACAAUCUUGUACAUGAUUUUGUAUGUUUUCAUUUGUAUCUGCUAAUAUUGUAUAGGAAGAAGGUGAAAUGAUAAAUGGCGAUCAUGUUUGGGAGCUUUUUAAAUGUUGUAUGAUAUUGUGGUUAGUUCAUGCCUA
Capsicum annuum is the source of this 1229-nucleotide messenger RNA. RefSeq lists its product as uncharacterized. The transcript is spliced from 5 exons. Lineage: Eukaryota; Viridiplantae; Streptophyta; Magnoliopsida; Solanales; Solanaceae. The coding region runs from base 276 to 986 and encodes 236 amino acids. Gene Ontology annotation, molecular function: metal ion binding. The record is from RefSeq and is a predicted model, not a curated record.